This is a messenger RNA of Trichoplusia ni (cabbage looper), 3175 nucleotides long. It is a transcript of the gene Ptpmeg2, whose product is annotated as tyrosine-protein phosphatase non-receptor type 9. The transcript has 15 exons. Bases 94 to 2169 code for a protein of 691 amino acids. Gene Ontology annotation, molecular function: protein tyrosine phosphatase activity. The record is from RefSeq and is a predicted model, not a curated record. NCBI's taxonomy places the organism in Eukaryota, Metazoa, Arthropoda, Insecta, Lepidoptera, Noctuidae. Gene Ontology annotation, biological process: protein dephosphorylation.
AUAAUUAAUGAAAUGACGAGAUGAUAAAAUAUAAUUUUGACCCAAUAAAGAUAAACUGUGUGUAAAACUAAGUAUCUGUUUGUAUUGACAACGAUGAACCACGAGUAUAUCAGGGCGCAGUUAAAGGAGGCGUUCAUCCAGAACUUAAUUAAAUUCCUAAGGGCGACGAAGGCGUUUCUGGACGCGUUGAGCGAGUCAGGCGCUGCGUGUGUGUCCCGCGCCACGGCCAUCAAGUUCCUGCUCGCGCGCAAGUUCGAUGUGGCGCGCGCGCAUGCGCUGUGGCGGCAGCAUGAGGCCACGCGCCGCCGAGAGGGACUCAACAAGUUCGAACCCUUCGAGGAUCCACUCAAAUCAGAACUUGAAACUGGAAAAUUUACUAUAUUGCCGACGAGAGAUGGAACGGGAGCAGCGAUCGCGGUUUUUACAGCGAACAAACAUUUUCCUACACAAACUACGCAUCAGACCACACUACAGGGCGUAGUGUACCAGUUGGACGUCGCGCUACAGUCCGUGGAUACGCAGCGAGCUGGUCUCGUCUUCAUAUACGACAUGACCGACUCCAAGUACACCAAUUUUGAUUACGAGCUCUCGCAGAAAAUACUCACCAUGUUGAAGGGAGGUUACCCUGCAAAGCUGAAGAAGGUGUUAAUAGUGACAGCGCCGCUGUGGUUCAAGGCACCGUUCCGCAUCCUACGGCUGUUCGUGCGCGAGAAGCUUCGCGAGCGCGUGCACACGGUGAACGCGCCGCAGCUGGGCCUGCACGUGCCGCGCGCCAGCCUGCCCAAGCAGCUCGGCGGGCUGCACGAGCCCGACCACGCCGCCUGGUUGGAGCACUGCAAGAACUGUUUCACGAAUAACCUGCAGAACGCUAAACUGGACGGAGUUAUCGAUGAAUAUGUAAUCAGCAAUCACAUACCGCCGAUCAAGCCGCAAAAUGGUAUAAUAGAGCACGAGGGUGCAUGUGAUAUGACCAGUGACCGCGCGACUCGUCUCGGUGACAACAAGACAGACAUGCACAUCAGCGGCGACCCCCCGUACACCUGCGACCCCAGUCCACUCAGGCAUAAACACGGUUACAAUGGUGAUACGAAGGCCAGGCAUAUCAACUCUGGAGACGAAGAGGACGUUGAUAUAAGCACGCGCGGCACUUGGUCGUCGGGCUCGGUGUCGCCGGGGCUGUCGGACGAGGAGUGCGGCGGCGGCGGCGCGGGCGCGGCGCUGUCCCCCGCGGCGCUGCUGGCGCGCGUGCGCGAGCUCGGCCGCCGCGGCCUCGUCGCCGAGUACGAGGACAUCCGCGCCAGGCCGCCGCACGGCACCUUCCACAACGCCAAAUUGCCGAGUAAUCUAGCCAAGAACCGUUACACGGACGUACUGUGUUACGACCACUCGCGGGUGCUGCUCUCACAGACAGACCCCGACGAUCCCACCACAGAUUACAUUAACGCCAACUACGUUGAUGGAUACAAACAGAAAAAUGCAUAUAUUUGUACACAAGGUCCCCUGCCAAAGACUUUCGGUGACUUCUGGCGCAUGGUGUGGGAGCAGGGCUCGCUGGUGCUGGUGAUGACGACGCGCGCGGUGGAGCGCGGGCGCGUCAAGUGCGGCCAGUACUGGCCGCUGGCCGCCGCGCAGCGCGCCGUCUACGGGGACUUCGCCGUCACCACCGAGGCCGUCGAGCAAGAGGACGACUACACCAUCACGCAUCUGCUGCUCACCGACCUCAGGCGCGCGCAGUCCCGGCGCGUGUGGCACGGGCAGUACACGCGCUGGCCGGACUACGGCGUGCCGGGCGGCGGCAGCGCGCAGCCCGUGCUGCGCUUCCUGCUCCUCGUGCGCCGCGCGCAGCAGCGGGCGCUGCACGAGUUGGGAGAUGCUUGGGCUGGACACAGUAGAGGACCUCCCAUUGUCGUCCAUUGUUCAGCGGGUAUCGGAAGGACAGGCACGUUCCUGACGCUGGACAUCUGCGCGUCGCGUCUGGCGGCGGAGGGCGCGCUGGACGUGCGCGGCACUGUGGAGCGGAUCCGCGCGCAGCGAGCGCACUCCAUACAGAUGCCCGACCAGUACGUGUUCUGCCAUCUGGCGCUGCUCGAGUACGCGGUGAUGCACGGGUACCUGGACUCUGCAGAUUUGGCCGGCUUCGACGACGAAAACGAAGAAGAGUCUGAAUGAAGACUGACUCGUCCGUCCUGCGUCGUGCUGUGAGCCUGCCCCCGCAGAGCGCGCGCCCGCAGUGACCUCAGCCGAGCGACUGCUCUCACAGACUCAUACAGUGUUUAUAUCGCUAACCAACACCCACCCACGUGUACGUGUCAUAGACCUCAGUCCGACUGACCAAAGACCGCGCGUGAACGGACACGGUGCAAUAGUACGGAACCCCUUCUCACAGCCGCCAAGCAACUGCACAAAUGACAGAUGUGUUCAUUAGGCUAGCAGUGCGACCCGAGCGACAGGGCCCACACACGACCCGCACACGACCACACACUACGUGCGCCAGCGGCUGGAGCUACACGCUAUCCGCAUAGCUUAAGAAAAUAUUAUCAAAACGUUCCUGUAGCAUGAAUAAGAACUGAAUUAUCAGGUAUGGGAAGGAAGCCUCCUAACUCAAGUAUUUAUUUGCAUAUUAUACUGUGUAACCAAAAAUAUUUCCACGAUUAUUUAGGUUUUUAAUAUUUAUUUAUAUGAUGUAAGGAGUUAUAUGGCUGUGUGAAGUUUUUGUCUGUAACUUAUGUAGUCAUGUUUAUUUUGUAUUCAAUGAAUGAAUUAUUAUAUUUAAAUGCCACAAAAUCAUUUUAUGUAAAUGUGACCGCUGAAUAUCAUUUGGUACGAUUUAAUAUACGUUGAGGUGCUGGUAGGCUUAAAACAUGAAUUCAUGCUAACCAUUUAAAUGUUUCAUUCGCGAAGUGUCGCAUGUGUAUUAUACAUUUUUAUAAUCGCUAACGCUCUUCUUGAGCCAUUAUAUGAAUUUAUGAUAAUGUUCUGAGGCAUCUAGACGUCGUUACGAAUUAUUAUAAAUUAUUAUAUUAUAAAUUUUACAUAGACUGAGUAAUGUUAAUAUGUUCUAAAGAUUUACACGCGGCCCGUCGUACUAGCGUAAAUUUAUUAUAACCUCAAAGUUGAAAUCAACCUAUAUCUUCGUUUCUAAUUCGUUCUAGUAAAGGAUUUAAUCAAACAUACA